AUGGCCGACACCGAGGCCCCGCCCGCCGUAGAAGAGAAGCUUCCAAAGGAGGAACAGGAGAAUCACACACAGGCUGAACAAAUAAAUCAGGCUUCAACCAGUGACGAUGAGGAGGAGCAGGAGGUCAAGGGAGUCAAUGAGGACAGCGCGUCCGAUUCCACGACCUCCGAGCAUGCCGGAGAACAGGCAGCUUCCCCAGCACAACCACAACCCCAGCAGGAGAUUCCAGACCAAUCCGAUCUGCCUACGCCUACAGUGUCGACUCCGACAAUAAAUCUACCUAAUGGCGCUGCAGAUGACACUCCGCGAACCGCCGAAUUCUUCGAGCGAAAUCGUCCCAGGACAGACUCUCAGUCCACCGCAGCGACGGCAGCAACCUUUGCUACCACCGCCACGAGACCUUCAACACGAAGCUCCCUAGUAUUCGUCGUCACCGCCCUCGAAACGAUCGCCGCCUCAAAAGAUGCAAGGAAAAAUAAGAAGCUUGGUGAUGCCACAGCCAAUGCGCUGGCCGCCAUUAAGAAGGAGGGCGAUCCUUCUCGCAUCAACCCCGAGAUUCUAUUUGAGCCCCUACAGCUCGCCUCCGAAGCCAGCACCGUCGCCGUGUCCAUAACCGCAUUGGACUGCAUAGGAAAAUUGAUCAGCUAUUCGUACUUUUCCGUCCCGUCCGAGCCACUAGGCGACAACAGCGAAGUCCCGCCCCUGAUCGAGCGAGCCAUAGACACAAUAUGCGAUUGUUUCCAGGGCGAGGCGACUCCGCCAGAUGUGCAAUUGCAAAUCGUCAAAUCACUCCUGGCUGCCAUCCUGAACGACAAGAUCGUGGUGCAUGGCGCAGGUCUCUUGAAGGCAGUGCGAUUGACGUACAACAUUUUUUUGCUUUCAAAAUCGAGCGCCAACCAACAAGUAGCACAAGGCGCAUUGACACAAAUGGUCGGAACCGUUUUCGAGCGAGUGAAGACAAGGCUUGCGGCCAAGGAGGCAAGAGUCAAUCUCUCACGUGUCUCCUUGAACGAGAGGACUGAGUCGGAAGAGCAUAUCCAGGAAGAGUUUGACGGAGGUGCGCAAGAUAUAGAAGGCUCAGAACUCAAUGGCGAAGGGGAGGAAGGCGAUCGUUACGACCCAGAAACCGGAGAACCUAUCGACAAGCCCGUCGACAAACAUACCGGCCCAAAGAUCACGUUGCAGAGUUUCGAGAAUAACAUGAGCUUCAACGACGACCGUAUUCACGACAACGCCCCGACUUUGGUCACACGGAUAUCAGCGAAGGCAGGUUCCAGACAGGUGUCUGGCCAGGAACCCUCGCCAACCCCUCAUAUCGAGUCCGACGAAGAGGAAGAGGAUGAGAUUUUCGUCAAGGAUGCCUACCUAGUGUUUAGGGCCAUGUGCAGAUUAAGUACAAAAUCUCUAUCGGUAGAUCAUGCCCUGGACGUGAGAUCGCAUGGAAUGAGGUCCAAGCUUCUGUCGCUGCACAUCAUCCAGACCAUCUUGCAUAACAACAUCGCAGUGUUCGUGUCUCCAUUUGCUACCAUUAGGGGGAGCAGUGCCGAUGAGCCUACCACUUUCGUGCAAGCGAUCAAACAGUACCUUUGCUUGAGUCUCAGCAGAAACGGCGCAAGCUCUGUGAGCAAAGUAUUCGAGGUCAGCUGCGAAAUCUUCUGGCAUAUGCUCAAAUACUUGCGCGUAAUGCUCAAGAAGGAGAUUGAGGUCUUUUUGAAGGAGAUCUACCUUGCUAUUUUGGACAAGCGGAGUGCCCCCGUCUUCCAGAAGCAGUACAUUUUGCAGAUCUUUGAGAGAUUAGCCACCGAUCCACGAGCGCUCGUUGAGGUUUACCUGAAUUAUGAUUGCGACCGAACGGCACUGGACAACAUGUAUCAACGCAUCGUUGAGCAGCUAUCGAAGAUUUCUAGCGUGCCUGUCGCCGUGACGCCUGUGCAACAGCAGGCCUAUCAGGAACAUCGUGCAAAGCAAUCCCACCAGCCCGACUGGCAAACUCGCGGAAUCCUCCCACCAUCCCUGUCAACUGCUUCAAUGAACGCGACCCACGAGGCUGAGCAGGCGUAUCCACAAGACUACGCGAUGAAGCAAGAGUCACUCGAGGCUUUGGUGCAAAUCUUGCGGUCGCUCGUGAACUGGUCGGAGCAAUCCAUUGCUGAGAGCAGUCAACCCAAACCAGAUUCCAGAAACUCCGUGGACGACUUGCGGUCAUCGAUGGACACGCGAUUUGCCACGGAAUCACCAAACAUCGGGGGUGACUCUGGCACUGCUACCCCGCUUGCAGAGGACGACUUCAGUUCGCUCGAAAAAGCGAAACAAAGGAAAACUGCUCUCACAAGUGCCGUACGCCAAUUCAAUUUCAAGCCGAAACGUGGAUUGAAAGUUUUGAUCCAGGAAGGUUUCAUCGCCUCCGACUCACCUCAGGAUAUCGCUCGCUUCUUCUUGGACAAUGAUAGCAUCAGCAAAAAGGAACUAGGAGAGUUCCUGGGAGAGGGUAACCCUGAGAACAUCGCAAUCAUGCACAGCUUUGUUGAUCUGAUGGACUUCACCAAGACUCGCUUCGUAGACGCCCUGCGACGUUUCCUCCAAUCGUUCCGCCUUCCUGGUGAAGCCCAGAAGAUUGAUCGGUUCAUGUUGAAAUUCGCUGAACGCUACAUCACCGGUAACCCGAACGCUUUUGCAAACGCCGACACCGCAUACGUCCUAUCCUAUUCAGUCAUCAUGUUGAACGUAGAUCAGCACAGCAAGAAGAUGAAGGGACCUCGAAUGACUCCUGAAGAUUUCAUUAAGAACAACCGUGGAAUCAACGAUAAUGCCGAUCUUCCAGAGGAGUAUCUCCGCGGCAUCUACGACGAGAUUGCGAACAACGAGAUCGUUCUGAACACCGAACAAGAAGCUGCUGCCAAUCUCGGACAAAUUCCUCAGCCAGCCGCAGGUCUUGCCGCCAACAUUGGCCAAGCCUUGAUCGGUGGUGGUCGAGAUCUGCAAAGGGAAGCAUACGUCCAAGCAUCUGAAGAGAUGGCAAACAAGACGGAGCAAUUGUACAAGCAACUGCUGCGUGCUCAACGGCGAACGGCAACGAAGAUGCCUGUAUCCAAGUUCAUCCCCGCUUCAUCCUUCAAGCACGUGGGCCCGAUGUUCGAGGUCACUUGGAUGCCAUUCCUUACCGCGCUCUCCGGCCAAGCUCAAGAUCACAACAUCGAGAUCGUGAAAUUAUGCAUAGAGGGUAUCAAACUCGCCAUUCGCGUCGCCUGCCUGUUCGAUCUCGAAAGCCCACGCCAAGCCUUUGUUUCAUUCCUCUCCCGUUUCACCAACCUUUACAACAUCAGCGAGAUGAAGGCAAAGAACGUAGAGGCCCUCAAAGUCCUCAUCGAAGUCGCAUACACCGAAGGCAAUCUACUCCGCGAAUCGUGGCGUGACAUUCUCACAUGUGUGUCACAGCUCGAUCGCUUCCAGCUCAUCUCCACUGGAGUUGAUGAACGUGCUGUACCAGAUGUGUUGAAGGCCCAGAUUCAACCAGGAGCAGCUCCUCGAAAGUCAUUAAACGUCCCAGCCAAUCGUCGACGCCAAACAUCCAAUAUGGGUGCGAAUUACCAGGCUGAUGUUGCUGAAGAGAGUCGAUCAACAGACAUGAUAAGAGGCGUGGACCGAAUAUUCACCAACACUGCAAACCUUUCCGGCGAGGCUAUCGUCGAUUUCGUUAAAGCCCUCACACAGGUCAGUUGGCAAGAGAUUCAAUCAUCAGGACAGAGCGAAUCGCCUCGUACCUACAGUCUACAGAAACUGGUAGAGAUUAGCGGCUACAACAUGAACCGUGUGCGUUUUGAGUGGACGAAUAUUUGGCAGGUUCUUGGUGCACACUUCAACGAAGUCGGCUGCCACACCAACACUAACGUCGUCUUCUUCGCCCUAAAUUCACUGCGACAACUUUCGAUGAAGUUCAUGGAAAUCGAAGAGUUGCCGGGUUUCAAGUUCCAGAAAGACUUCCUUAAGCCAUUUGAGCAUAUCAUUAGCAAUGCGAGCGUGGUGCCGGUCAAGGAUAUGGUAUUGCGUUGUUUGAUUCAGAUGAUCCAGGCACGUGGAGAGAACAUUCGGUCAGGCUGGAAGACAAUGUUUGGCGUCUUCACUGUCGCAGCCAAGGAGCCUUAUGAGGGCAUUGUCAAUCUCGCGUUUGAGAACGUAUCCCAAGUAUACAACUCCCGAUUCGGCAUCGUCAUCUCACAAGGAGCCUUUGCCGACCUGAUCGUCUGUUUGACAGAAUUCUCGAAGAACUUCAAGUUCCAGAAGAAGUCACUCCAGGCCAUCGAGCUAUUGAAGUCGUCCGUGCCGAAGAUGCUGCGAACUCCCGAGUGCCCGUUAUCUGUCGGUGCUGGAUUCGUCAAGGACACCGAAAGUCGUUCCGCUAUACCGAAGCAGCCGAGCCGACAAACACAAGAGGAACAGUUCUGGUUCCCAGUUCUUUUCGCAUUCCACGAUGUCCUCAUGACCGGCGAGGAUUUGGAAGUGCGAUCACGAGCUCUUACAUAUCUCUUUGAGACCCUCAUAGCAUAUGGCCGCAACUUCCCUCAGGAGUUCUGGGAUAUCCUAUGGCGUCAGCUGUUAUACCCAAUCUUCAUGGUAUUGAAGUCCAAGUCGGAAAUGUCGAAGGUGCUCAACCAUGAAGAGCUAUCUGUCUGGCUUUCAACAACUAUGAUCCAGGCUUUGCGGAACAUGAUCAAGCUCUUCACUCAUUUCUUUGAGUCAUUAGAAUACAUGUUGGAUCGCUUCCUCGAUCUCCUUGCUCUUUGCAUCUGUCAGGAGAAUGACACAUUGGCCCGCAUCGGAAGUAACUGCCUGCAACAGCUGAUCCUGCAAAACGUUCAAAAGUUCGAACCACGACACUGGAGCCAGAUCGUGAAAGCCUUUGUAGAGCUCUUCCAGCGAACGGAGGCCACAGCUUUGUUUUCGGCUGCCACUAGUGGUUCAUCAUACACGCCUACAAAUGGCAGCGCUCGCGACACUCCUGGCGGCAGAACUCCAUCUGCGGAAUCGCCGUCUCCUGCUGAGUUGCAGCUCCAGACACCCGCAGAGGAACCGAGCCCAGACAAUGCACUUGGCAUCAACGGCCUGACUGAUCGACGGCCAUCUGUGGUCACUUCGGAGGCAUCAAGUACUGCAACAAUAGAACAACGAAUGCCGUCUCCCCUGCCUAAGCGGCAAACACAGGAUCUAGAAGAUUAUCGACCUGAGAGCCAGGACCUCCAGCAGCCUCCUGUUGUCGUCACCGCAGCCCGCCGUCGUUUCUUCAACCAGAUCAUCACGAAGUGUGUUCUGCAACUACUCAUGAUCGAAACCGUGCAAGAGCUCUUCACGAACGACGCCGUCUACGAAAAGAUCCCAUCCGGCGAGCUUCUGCGACUAAUGGCCGUCCUCAAGAAGUCCUACCAUUUCGCCAAACGCUUCAACGCCGACCGCGACCUCCGCACCCGCCUCUUCAGAGAAGGCUUCAUGAAGCAGCCGCCCAACCUCCUCAAGCAAGAAUCCGGCUCCGCCUCCGUCUACAUCAGCAUCCUCUUCCGCAUGUACCACGACAAAUCCAACGACCGCGCCGCGUCGCGCGACGAGACCGAAGCCGCCCUCAUCCCCCUCUGCGAAGACAUCAUCGCGUCGUACAUCGAGCUCGACGAGGAGACCCAGCAGCGCAACAUCGUGACCUGGCGGCCCGUCGUCGUCACCGUCCUCGAAGGCUACAUCAACUUCCCGGACGGCGAGUUUGAAAAACACAUCGACGUCUUCGCGCCGCUCGUCGUCGGGCUGCUCGGCACAGAAAUGGCGGCGGACGUCCAGCGCGCGGUGCAAGCGCUCGUCAUGAAGAUCUUCGAGUCGAAACUCGGGAUCGAUAAGGUGAGCCUCAUGACGCCGGUCGCGAGGAGUCCGAGGGGGAGCUUUAGUAAUAGUCCUAUGAUUCCGCGUCGCGCGAGCCGGAGUAACAAGUAG
This is a messenger RNA of Aaosphaeria arxii CBS 175.79, 5970 nucleotides long. RefSeq lists its product as uncharacterized. NCBI's taxonomy places the organism in Eukaryota, Fungi, Ascomycota, Dothideomycetes, Pleosporales. The transcript is spliced from 2 exons. Gene Ontology annotation, molecular function: guanyl-nucleotide exchange factor activity. The record is from RefSeq and is a predicted model, not a curated record. Bases 1 to 5970 code for a protein of 1989 amino acids. Gene Ontology annotation, biological process: regulation of ARF protein signal transduction.